Molecule: messenger RNA, 1837 nt
Organism: Ceratitis capitata (Mediterranean fruit fly)
Lineage: Eukaryota; Metazoa; Arthropoda; Insecta; Diptera; Tephritidae
Gene: sna
Product: protein snail
Exons: 1
Coding region: 227-1543 (438 amino acids)
Biological process (GO): regulation of DNA-templated transcription
Molecular function (GO): DNA-binding transcription factor activity, RNA polymerase II-specific; RNA polymerase II cis-regulatory region sequence-specific DNA binding
Source: RefSeq, a predicted model, not a curated record
CAGAGUCACAACAGUGCUUGGAGAGUAAACAACACGCGUAAUUCGAGAAACGAAGAGAAGUUAAAGUUCGUAGAUCGAAACAAGUAGAGACUAAUAAACAGAAAUAAAUAAAUUAAAAAGUGCGCAACAAAAUUUAUGGCAAAAUAUUUACCAGAAUAAAAUAAAGUAAAUUACAAUUUUUUUUGUUGCAAUUUUUCAAAAAUUUCCAAAACAAUCGGUCACAACAAUGACUCCCGCCAUACAAGCCACUUACGAUGCAACACGAAACUACAAGUGUCCGCUUAAGAAGCGGCCCGUGGUCUAUGUCGUGGACGACAAGGAUGCGGAGCCGACGCAACGAAAGGAUGAUGUUUUACCAUAUUACGGUGCUUUCGCCAACGCGGCGUGCAUCAAAGAGGAGGAGCCGGACUCGGAAAGUGAGUUAUCGAUUAACCACUGUGAUGAAGAGCCACAAGAUCUUUCGUUGAAACGCAAAUUCACCAGUUCAACGGCGUAUGAUGAAUAUGAGCCGCCAAUAAAACGUGAACAUGUCCUGGAUCUUUCCAAGACAGCCUACAAUCCAAAUGUGCAGGACGCAGUCAAAAGAUUGAGUUAUCAACCUAUUUCGCCAGCGCACUCUAUGAAUUCACCAGCCUAUGGUCGAGAUUAUCACGAUCAAUACGAUGUACAACAGCAAUACGAAAAGUCGGCUAGUAAAUGCUACAACAGUGCCUCAAAAGACUACAAAUCGGCGUUUAUGUUAGCUGCUGCUUGCGCCGCGCCAAUGGCAGCACUCUGGAACCCAUACCAGUCUAGCAUGGGCGAUCUGAGUUCGGUAUAUCCAUCGCCUGCAUCCUCGCUAGCAACGCCAUUAUACACACAGCAUAUGACGCCACCAUCAAGUCCCAGCUCGGAGGACGAUUCGGAUGUUGAAGAUUUGAGUAUACGAAGUGAUAUACCCUUGCCAGCGUUGCUACAUCACGCGACAGAUUAUAACUCUGCUGGCAGAAGUAAUAGCAGCAGCAGCAGUGCUAGUAGUACGAGUUCCAACAAUACCAAAAGCAUGACCAUGAAGUCAUCAACUUGCAAGGCUUCAACGAUAGACAAGACAGCCAACUUUGACUUUAAGUGCGACAAAUGCUCUAAAAUGUAUUCCACCGGCAUUGGCUUGGCGAAGCAUCAGCAAUACCAUUGCCCUGCCGCGGCAUGUAAUCGGGAAAAGAAGCUAAAUUCGUGUCCCGAGUGCGGUAAGGUGUAUAAUACUGCCGGCGCUAUGAAGAUGCAUGUUCGCACGCACACAUUACCCUGCAAGUGCCCCAUCUGCGGUAAGGCCUUCUCACGCCCGUGGCUACUGCAAGGUCACAUACGCACACACACCGGCGAGAAGCCCUUCCAGUGCACAGAUUGUCCGCGUUCCUUUGCCGAUCGCUCGAACUUGCGCGCCCAUCAACAGACCCACGCCGAGGUGAAAAAAUAUGCCUGUAAGCGCUGCAACAAGUCCUUCUCGCGCAUGUCCUUAUUGAAUAAGCAUGCUAGCACCAAUUGUAGCAACACAAAUGCGUAGUCUAGCUUCGCGCUUGGAGAAGAAGUUUAGAGAAAGUAACAGCAUCGAAGGCAGGACCUCAAAGGGAAGCGUGCGGUUGUAGCUGAUCGUUUUGAAAACGAUGUGUACAGUAUUUAAGAUGGCAGGAAUACCAUUUUAUUUAUAUUAGUUUUAAGUUAUGCUAUUUAUUGUUAUGCUAGUUUCCUAAGUCAUCUCAUUAAGUUAUUUAUUAUUCUUUUUAUUUUACAAAAUGCGGGACAAUGAUUUAAGAAGAAAAGGAUUCAAAUAAAAUAAUAACUGAAUUCUUUUAAGGUA